AUGGGACAUUUACAAACUAGCAAUCUUCCAUAUGGUGAUGGAUCUCAUAAGAUUUUUGGCAUGGAGAACUUUGGAAACACAUGCUAUUGUAAUUCCAUUCUCCAGUGCUUGUAUUACACCGAAAAUUUUAGAACUCAAUUAAUCCAACACAAUCUGACAAAGCAUGAACCAAAAUUAAUUGUCGCCGGUUAUAAGCCUCACAACUUUACAUCAAAGUAUGAACAAUUAGUGCAAAAGAAGUUGAAGGAACAAGGUGGGAAGUCAACAUCAAUCUCCUCCCCAACUCAAGACGAGCGUCCAAAACCUGCAAGUAGAAGAGGUUCACUUUUUGGUCUCAAGUUUAAUAACAACAAUUCAUCUGCUAGUGCAGUUGCUUCAGGGAAUUCUACUUCUAUAUCUGUGGUGAUUGAAGACCCCAAAAAGAAGUAUGGCAAGUAUAUUUCACUUGCAAAGGAUUGCGAAGCUUUGUCGUUGGAACAAAGGAUCAAAAUUUGUAAGUCACCCGAGUUUCAAAAAUUGGACAUUCUUAUCACUAGACCGAUAGAUACCCAGGCCAAUAAGGAGUCAUCAUCAGACAAAGAUGACAGAAAUGACUAUUCCCAAAGUUCGUCAAUGUUACUCAAUGAUCAACCACAACAGACAACACAAGAAGGAUCAAUCAGUACAACUUCUAGUGCAAUUAUUGUUGGCAUACCUCACCCUGAAUCCAACUUAGCAGUUCCCAUCAAUCCAUUUAAUGCCAAUCCAAGUGGUGAUCAAAGAAAGAGAUCAGCUUUGAUUAAUGGACCUAUCAUCAACCUCGAUCUACCAUUACAAACACCAAGUGAAAUCAACGAGGAUACAGCAUUAUUAUAUGCUUUGCGAGAUUUAUUUGAAAGUAUGGUUGAAAACAAGUCAACUAUUGGUGUUGUUUCUCCAAGUUAUUUUAUUCAAAAGCUUAAGGAAAAGAAUUUUCUUUUCCGUCAAAACAACAUGCAUCAUGAUGCUCAUGAGUUUUUCAAUUAUUUGAUCAAUGAAAUUAUUGAAAGUGUCAACAAAGAAGACAAGGGAGAUGGAAUUAACUGGUGUAGUGAUAUUUUCCGUGGAUUGAUCACCAAUGAAACUAAAUGCUUGUCAUGUGAGACAGUUACUUCGAAGCAAGAAUUAUUCUUAGACUUGUCAGUUGAUAUACCUCCUGGUGAAAGUAGUUUUUCCUUGACUUAUGCAUUGAACAACUUUUCCAAGUCUGAAACCUUGACAAAUCAAAACAAGUUUUAUUGUAACACUUGUUCGUCGUUACAAGAAGCAGUGAAAACCAUCAAGCUUAAGAAACUACCAAAAGUGUUGGUAAUAAAUCUUAAGAGAUUCAAGUAUGAUGAAGAAAUGGAUAAAAUGGUGAAGCUUUUUGAUUCAAUCAGUUAUCCAUUCAAGUUGCGUUUGUUUAACACUACCGAUGAUGAAUCUUUACAAGACCAGUUAUAUGAAUUAUAUGCAUUAGUGAUCCACAUUGGAGGAGGCCCAAUGCAUGGACAUUAUGUUUCCAUUUGUAAAAUAAAGGCAGGACUAUGGUUGUUGUUUGAUGACGAGACAGUGGAAUUGGUUGAAGAUUCAUAUGUAAUGAGAUUUUUUGGCGAUGGCCCAGGUUUGGCAAGUGCUUAUAUUUUAUUCUACAGACAAGGAAACUACAAUACUGAGUUUGGAUUUGACACUGAAGAUAUAUACAAUGGUGCUGAUGAAUGCUCGAUGAAACACGGGGAAGAUGAAUCAAGUACACUUGCUACUUCGGUCAAUAAUAAUGAUCAAAUCGACCCAAUUUCGGAUGCGUCGUCGAUUACUUCAUUCAACGCUUCUGAAGCAAGCAAGAGACCAGGGUUACUCAAGAGUUUUACAUUUGAUAAAGAGGAGAAAUUCCAAAAUCCACUUUCAAGAACAACCAGUCGUGGCCAUAUGCCAACUCCACCACCAGCAGCAGUUGUUACUGGACCAUUGGACGUUCCUGAGCCAUAUAUUCCUCAACAACAACAACAACAGCAACAGCAACAGCAGCAACAACAAGGUUUCCCAUUGGCUCCAUCCAAAGAGGUCAAAGAGAAGAAAUCAUGGGUUGGAAGUUUAAAGAGAAGAAAAGAUGAAUCAGGUAGUUCCAACAAUUCCGGUGCUCCUCCAAUUGAAAGAAAAGCGUCAACAAGUAGUGCUGUUUCUGGUAGUGAAAGAAGAAGAAGUAUAUUUGGAUUUAAACGAAAGUAA
Molecule: messenger RNA, 2226 nt
Organism: Candida tropicalis MYA-3404
Lineage: Eukaryota; Fungi; Ascomycota; Pichiomycetes; Serinales; Debaryomycetaceae
Gene: UBP13
Product: ubiquitin-specific protease
Exons: 1
Coding region: 1-2226 (741 amino acids)
Biological process (GO): protein deubiquitination
Cellular component (GO): nucleus; cytosol
Molecular function (GO): cysteine-type endopeptidase activity; cysteine-type deubiquitinase activity
Source: RefSeq, a predicted model, not a curated record